CAACAACAAAAAGAUCGUCUCUAGCGUGCUGCGUGUUUUCCCACACUUUGUUAUGCCGGGCUUACUUUUUUGUUUACAAAACAAAUAUUAAAUAAUUAGCAAAGAAUCAUGAAAAUUGCCAUAGAAGGAUGUGCCCAUGGCGAAUUGGAACGUAUCUAUAACACCAUAGAGGGCAUUGAGAAUGAGCAGAAGAUUAAAAUUGAUUUACUUCUAUGCUGCGGCGACUUUCAAUCCACCAGGAAUCUGAAGGACUUACAAACUAUGGCAGUGCCUAAGAAGUAUCUGGACAUUUGCACGUUUUACAAAUACUAUAGCGGGGAACUAGUGGCUCCUGUGCUGACCAUUUUUAUUGGCGGUAACCACGAAGCAUCCAAUUACCUGCAAGAAUUACCUUAUGGUGGAUGGGUAGCACCCAAUAUCUACUAUCUUGGAUAUGCUGGGGUGGUGCAAGUUAAUGGCCUUCGCAUAGCUGGCAUCAGUGGCAUUUACAAAGGCCACGAUUUUCUAAGGGGUCACCAUGAAUUUCCACCUUAUACGGAAAGCACUUGUCGGAGUGUCUAUCAUGUGCGUCAGUUAGAGGUUUUUCGACUGAAACAGUUGUCGGGAAAGGUGGAUAUUUUCAUGUCACAUGAUUGGCCCACCGGCAUUUACGAAUACGGCAACAAAGAGCAUCUCUUGAAAAGAAAACCCUUCUUUGCAGACGAUAUGGAAACUGGCAAACUUGGUAGUGUGCCGCUUGAAGAAUUGCUGAAGGCAGUAAGGCCGGAAUAUUGGUUUGCGGCCCACUUACAUUGUAAAUUUGCCGCUUUGGUGCCGCAUCAGCCUAAACCAACCUCCUGCUCCUCAUCAAGCAGUAGCGAUAGUGAUGGUGAUGAUGACGAUGUCAGAGAUAUGCCUUCUACUCCCAAAUCGCCUGUCACCACAACAAAAUUCUUAGCUUUGGACAAAUGCCUGCCUCGACGGGGUUUUCUUCAAGUUCUUGAUCUACCAAGCAACCCUAUAGAGGGCAAACCCCAUUUAGAAUAUGAUCCAGAAUGGUUGUCUAUACUCCUUACCACGAAUCAUUUGAUUUCAGUCAAGGAAAAUUAUUACUAUUUGCCUGGUAAGAAGGCUGGAGAGCUUACAGAACGUUUUAAUUUUACACCCACUCCAGAAGAAUUGGCCAUAAUCCAUGAGAAAUUCAGCAGUCUGAGAAUACCUGAGAAUUUCCAAAUGACUUCCAAGGCAUACGAUCCAUUGGAACAAUCGAAUUAUAAACACAUGUAUAUAGAACAACCUACACCUCAGCUGAAUCCUCAAUGUAAUGAAUUUUGUGCCCUUUUGGGAAUAGAUGAUCCUCUUUGCUUGGCACUUCUGGCCAACGGUAAGCAAUUGCCAUCCAUGAUGGCAUUCGAAAAGGAAGAAGAAAACCAAGAGCAAUCGAUGAAUGAAGAACUAGAAGAAACUAAAAGCGAUUCAAUAGUUACACCAUCGAAAAGGAAAUUGAAUUUAAAUUUGCCAGCUCCCACAGCAGGCGACAAUAAUGAAAAGGACACAGAGACAGCAAAUGUCGAUAAGAAUGUCAUAGAUUUGCCCGAUGAACCAGAUAAAGAUGAAGAUGUUCAGGAUGUGUCCGUGGUGGAUAAGCCAAAGGAUGAGGCGGCACCUGCUGUGCUUGGAAGUCCCAAACAAUUUAAAAGAAGAAACCAAAGUAUUUAUCAAAACGAAGAUAACGACUAAUGUGAUUAGUUAAAAAAUAUUGCGAAAAGAUGAACAAUUCAAUUUUAUGUUUUGCAGAACAUAAAUUGUACAAAAAUAAUACCUUAAACUAGAUAUUUCAACUCAAAUUUUGAUUCGUAAAUUAGUUAUAAGCGCACAAAUCGACAAGCCCACCUUGAAUUUUGUGCAAUAUAAUGAACAGUCUUUGAAAAUAAUUAAAAUUUCUUGAUAUUUUUCUAUCUUAAGUACAAAUUCUACUCAUACUGACAGAAACAGGAGCAGAAAACCUAUGGAAGUAAUUGAUUGAUCUUUAUAAUUGAACAUUUAAAUAAAAAAAAAGAGGCAAA
Messenger RNA from Drosophila willistoni, 2045 nucleotides. RefSeq names its product lariat debranching enzyme (gene ldbr). Lineage: Eukaryota; Metazoa; Arthropoda; Insecta; Diptera; Drosophilidae. Gene Ontology annotation, biological process: mRNA splicing, via spliceosome. The transcript is spliced from 2 exons. Gene Ontology annotation, molecular function: RNA lariat debranching enzyme activity. Gene Ontology annotation, cellular component: nucleus. Bases 109 to 1719 code for a protein of 536 amino acids. The record is from RefSeq and is a predicted model, not a curated record.